UUUGCAUUUUUUGUUAUAAAUUUUGGUGGCGGUCUCCAAGUCAGACCAUGCAUACGCGAAAUUUUUACGGCGUCGAUAUUGAAGAGGAUCUUGGCAUACCGUUGUCAUAUGAUGCGGCCUGGAAGAUCUUCAAUCGUUGGCCGCGUGAGGUGCGCGUACAACGCCAACGAUUGGGUCAGCGAACCACGCCUUCGAAGCACGCUUGGUGUUUUUGUCAGGAAAAGAAUUGUACAACGCGUUGUCCGUUCUUCGGCUUCUAUAAUAAGAAAGACGGGCCAACGGAGAAUAAGUUACAGAGCAUAAUGACGCAUACGCAAGGUGGGGGACGUAGUCCACCAGAAUAUAAAGGAUUGCUACGUAGUCUCAAUAAAUGGUACAACAGCCGAUGCGCCGAGGGUUCGAGUCAAGUAUUGGAUUUGUCGAAGUUGGAGCAAUUAACGAUAAAAUAUAAAUAUCCCGUAUUUGCUUUAAACAAAAAGAAUAGUUCGCGUAGAUUUCGUAGACACGACAGCAAAUCGGUGUUUUACCACGAUACGAAGUGCAAGCCGUCGUCGAUGACCAGCAAGACUACGAAGCGUAGCAGAGCUAGCGAGGAGCACAGCUCUUCCGAACUGUAUUACACAAUUGAGAACCAAUUGCGCAAUCUCAGCGUGAGUCAGUCGCGUCUCAAACACAUGAGCGCAAGCCUCUGCCGUUUGGCCUAUGCUAAAAGGCAUGCCUCGCGGACGGGGUUACGGCCGAAGAUCUACAAGCGUAAAGUAGUGCGUAGAUAUCGCAGUGACAUACCGAUCGUCAGCAAUAGCGAGAGCACUGGCAAUACCAAUACGAGUAAAACGUCGAACUUUUGUUGCAAAAGCAGUCGGAAUAGUAAGUCCACGAAGAGCACCGAUGCCAGUAAAGGCAGCAAGACAACCGAAAGUAGCAAACCCAGCAAAGACAGGAAGAUAAAAAAACGUGCCAAAUCCAGCAAGAGCAAAAAGCCGAGCAAAAGUAGCAAGCUAAGCAAAGGCAAGUUAAGUGAGAGUAGUAAGACUACCGAGAGCACUAAGUCGAGCAAAAGCUGCAAGCUUAGUAAAGCCAGCAAGGUGAGUAAGACCAGUAAGACAAGCAAGACAAGCAAAACCAGUGAGAGCAGCAAAACGAGCAAAACCAGCGAGAGCAGCAAGACUAGCGAAAGCUACAAAUCCGUCACAGGCAGUAAAAUUACCGGCACCAGCAAGAGCAGUGAAAACAGUCGGGCUAAAGAUACCAGCAAGAGUGAUUAUACCAGCAAAACUGGUGAAACUAGCAAGAGUGGCGCGGCCAACUUGAGUACCGGCACCAGCAAGCGCAGCAGUACCAACAAAAGUAAGGCGCCGAGUAAGAAUAGCGUCAGCAGCAAGUCAACGAAUGUCACAACCGCCAAGGCGAUCAGUCAUCCUGUCGUGAGGAGCAUACGCUUCAACCUCGCCAAAGGCAAGCGAGGCGCCACACGAUCCGCUGGCGAUGAAGAGCUCAAUUGCAAGCGUAAAGCCACCGGCAGUAUAAUGAAGGAACAAGCCAAAGUUGCCAAACCGCAGAUACAGCGUCUCGGCGGUGGUAAUGAGUUGCUGAAUCGUAGCAAUCGUAGGCCUAUCAUGGCUUGGAACAGCGGCGCCGGUGCUCCGAGCCGUAAGCCCGCAGCUGAAGCUGCGCCGAAACCCAACAGCAAGUGUGCAGCCAAUCAGUUGGCGCCUAAGUGUUGUCUAAUUAAGAAACCUAAUAAAGUCUCUAUCUUCAUUGAUGCCGGUGGCGCCGGUGAUGCUGUGGCUCAUAGAGGCAGACGCUGCAAGGUUACUAAAAAACCAUCGGUGCUCGUCUCAAAGCCGAUAUUGUCCAUGUUUCGCAAGAACCGUACCAUUUCCAAGCAAAGCCUGGCAAUGUGUGGUCAAAAGUCAAGGUGUUUCUUCAUUAAAGGCGGGCGUCGCAAGUAAUCAAAUCAAAAUUUUCUAAUGU
Bactrocera tryoni is the source of this 1974-nucleotide messenger RNA. RefSeq lists its product as uncharacterized. The record is from RefSeq and is a predicted model, not a curated record. The transcript has a single exon. Lineage: Eukaryota; Metazoa; Arthropoda; Insecta; Diptera; Tephritidae. Bases 48 to 1952 code for a protein of 634 amino acids.